GAUGAGUGCUCCCCAACUAAAACUCAACCCCAGCAAAACAGAACUGCUGGUCAUCCUAGGGGUGUAAACCUUUCAGAAAGCGAAGCAGAGUAAGAUGGCGAACACAACAUCACUGAGCUGCCUCAGGUCUACUCAGGUCGUGGGAACAUGAGGGCACAGCAGAGCGCUGUCUGCCUUACUGAGAUUGGUCCCAGAAUGACCCUGCAGCUGGUGAAGAUAGUUGAAGGCAUGGGAGAGGGGAACGUGCUUUAUCAUUCGAUCAUGACGAAGAGCGAGGAGGAGAUUCGGGAGAUCCUGAAGAGGAAGGAGGCUCGUCUGCAGGAGAAAGCAGAACGCAGAAGGAUGCAGGAGCAAAACAUAGCCUUUAAGGAUGAAAAACGAGAAGAGAACAAUACCCUGAAGGGCAUGAAGAGGAAAUGGCAGAAGGAAGAAGCUGCAUCUGAUGACAGUGAAGUCGAGGAUACUGGGAUGCAGGAGGACCAGCCUGAGGCUGAGGAGUCUGAAGACGAGGCAGAGUAUUACAGGCAGGCCGUCUGGGAGGAACCCGAUGAAGGUAUCACUCAUACACACUCCCUUUUUAAUCACGUUGCAUCCAUUUCUAAAUUUUCUAUACACAUUUCUGGACAUUUUGUAGAUUUUUAUAAAGGUAUCACUAGAUACAAGCAACUUUAAUUUUGGUCCAUACACUUCCCCAUUCCCUGCACAUACAUACACUCUGAUGUUGUUAAAAAUAAUAAAUUUAACAUUUCUUUCUACGUAAAUGCAAAAAGGUCAGUCAGUUGCUUUGCAGUAAUAAAUGCUGAUGGGCAAUUUGACUAUAAUAUUGAUGUUGCUAUACAAUUUUUUGCAUGCUAAUUGGAAGUAGCUGAGUAAAUGUUACAGCUCGUAUGGUUAAAAAAAACUUAGUACCAAUAUAUUUCUUCCUUUUACAGAAUUUCAGAUGUAUUUUACUACUGCAUUAUUGCCUUUCCAUAGCAAACCUAUUGUGUUUAAGUCAUUAUGAAAGAAUUGGUAUUGUUGUGUCCUGCAAGUAGUGUAUAAGGAAUGUGUGUGUCUAUGUUUGUGUAGAUUAAACAUAGUCAUAGGCUUUAUGACAAGUGGCCCAUCUAAUCUAUAAAGGGCUGCUUUCAUUCCAACCAAUUAGAAUCGACGCCUGAUGUGCUAUUUAAAGACCGUCACCUCUUUAGUCAGGUGAAAUUCUGCUCAGUUGGCCCUUUUAUAGAUAAGACAGGACACACAUUUUUUGGAGAAAUAGCAUCACAAGCUUGUGACACUUGUACGGCCUGCCAUCUGAUUGUUUUAAUAUAUUUUUUCAGACAUGUUCCCUUCUUUAAAGAGGAAACAUGGCCCAGACACGUCUUUCUUUGCCAGGGAGAUACAUCUUUUAUAGAAUUAAUAAAA
Silurus meridionalis is the source of this 1401-nucleotide messenger RNA. Its product is annotated as suppressor of SWI4 1 homolog. Gene Ontology annotation, molecular function: rRNA binding. The transcript has 5 exons. Bases 148 to 672 code for a protein of 174 amino acids. Gene Ontology annotation, biological process: ribosomal large subunit assembly; rRNA processing. The record is from RefSeq and is a predicted model, not a curated record. Gene Ontology annotation, cellular component: preribosome, large subunit precursor. Lineage: Eukaryota; Metazoa; Chordata; Actinopteri; Siluriformes; Siluridae.